AUGCUCCUCGGCUUGCUCGCGCAGCCACGCUCCGUCUAUUUCGACUUUGAACGAUGCGUAUCCGUGCCCGAAGUCACGUCCGCGAGCGAUGUUGGUGUGACUGAGAAUCCUCACAAGUCACAGCAACAUAGCGUGCCCGAAGUCGCGUCUGCGAGUAGCGGCACGAGCGGCGGCGGCGCGGUGGACGCGCUGGGGUGGUGGGACGUGUUUUCGGGUGACCCGUUUUUCGAUCGCACGGUGUGCAACGCGGUGCAGCUUUUUGCGUCGCCCGACUGCUCUGGUGCUGAGGUGGCGAAACACGUAUACAAUGGGUACAUGAGCUCUAUCUUCCCCCCCUCUCUCUUCCUGUCCCGUCCUACAUCCUCCCCUCCUCCAUCUGCCUCCCUCUCGCUCCCAGUCCUCUGCCUCACCCUCUUUCUCCCCUCUCUCCUCUCUCCCCCUCCCUCUCUCUUCCUGUCCCGUCCUACCUCCCCCCCUCCUCCAUCUACUGCUCUGCCUCUGUCUUGCACCCUGCCUUCCGUCCCCAUUCUGCCUUCUCUCUAUCUCUCUCUCUCUCUCUCUCUCUCUCUCUCUCUCUCUCUCUCUCUCUCUCUCUCUCUCUCUCUCUCUCUCUCUCUCUCUCUCUCUCUCUCUCUUUCUCUCAAGCGGUCAUGCAUUUAUGUUGAUAAUAAGGUACAGGCAUGCAAGUGUGGGUAUCGGCUGGGAGGCUAA
Molecule: messenger RNA, 711 nt
Organism: Closterium sp. NIES-65
Lineage: Eukaryota; Viridiplantae; Streptophyta; Zygnematophyceae; Desmidiales; Closteriaceae
Source: the annotation of a GenBank genome assembly